Pelmatolapia mariae (spotted tilapia) is the source of this 3209-nucleotide messenger RNA. RefSeq lists its product as uncharacterized. Gene Ontology annotation, molecular function: aspartic-type endopeptidase activity; nucleic acid binding. Bases 1 to 3081 code for a protein of 1026 amino acids. The transcript has 3 exons. Lineage: Eukaryota; Metazoa; Chordata; Actinopteri; Cichliformes; Cichlidae. Gene Ontology annotation, biological process: proteolysis; DNA integration. The record is from RefSeq and is a predicted model, not a curated record.
AUGGUAGCAUCCUCUGUGCCAGCUCGUUCGGUCAAUGGAGAACGUCUGGAAAUCUUAGGCAAGUUAACCGUUGGUAUUAGGCUUGGGUCUCAGGUAUGGCAGCAGGACUUUGAAGUCCUCAGAGGUGCUUACCAGCCAGUCAUACUAGGUUGGGAUUUUCUGCAGAGGCACCAUGCUCUUCUCGACCUCAAAAACAAAGUACUGCAACUGUGGGACAUGAAAAUUCCCCUGUUGCCCAAAGGACAUGAGGUGGCUGCCUGCUGUAAUGUUUCUGUGUUAGCGCCAACCAAAAUCCCAGCUAUGAGCGAAACUCUGAUCACAGCCUGUGUGUCAGCAGCCACACCGGCUUCUCCUGUUCCAACAGACUACUAUGGUGUCUUGAUCCCUAAUCCAACUUGUGACAUUGUUGUGGCUCACACUCUCAGUGAAGUUCAGAAUGGUACUACAGUGGUUCGAAUGCUUAAUCCCUCCAGCGAUGAAAUCGAACUGCACCCUGGACAGCAUCUUGGUGAGUUUCAUUCAGGCUCAUCUGUUGAUAUCAUCCCACUGGAGCAGACAUGCUGUGCUACUUCACCUGUGUAUGAUUCGACUCUGCCGGUAGAAAUCGAUGAAACAAACUUGUCACACUCCCAGGUUCAGUCCCUGAAAUCACUUCUCCAGAAGUAUUCAGGAAUCUUCGGUAAGCACUCAGAAGACAGAGGUCACACAGGCAUAAUCAAGCAUCAUAUUCACACAGGUGAUGCUACACCGAUUAAACAAAGAGCCUAUAGAGUGACACCCGAACAGAGAGCUGAAAUACAGACUCAAGUUGACAACCUUUUAAAGGCAGGUGUCAUCGAAGAAAGCUACAGCCCAUGGGCUGCCCCAGUUGUGUUGGUGCGAAAGAAAAAUGGUACGUGGCGUUUCUGUCUCGACUAUAGGAAACUCAAUGCAGUGACAAUCAAAGACUCUCAUCCUCUUCCAAGGGUUGAUGAUGCACUGGAUGCUCUGUCAGGUUCUGCCUGGUUCUCCACAAUGGACCUUCAACAUGGCUAUUGGCAGGUUGAACUGGAAGAGAAGGAUCGUGAGAAAACUGCUUUCACAACCGGCAGUGGACUUUACCACUUCACGGUUAUGCCCAUGGGACUCACAAACGCUCCAGCCACAUGUCAGCGGUUAAUGGAGAUGCAGCCAUUUGUUAUUGUCACGGAUCACAAGCCCCUCCUGGGUCUUCGGAAAAUACCCAUUGACAGUGAUAGAACUGGUCGCCGUGCUCGCUGGGCUCUUGAACUUGAUCCUUUUGAAUGGACGGUGAUUCAUAAAGAUGGCCACCGCCACCUCAAUGCAGACGCACUGUCACGUCGCCCUGUCACUGGUGAAACCGUAGAGCAGGACACGGUCUGCACUGCUUCUGCUAACUUGAAACCUGAAGAAAGGUGCAUAGGUCCUGCAGGCCUGUCCAACCAUAGUCCCUGCAGUACUGACCGAAAACACAUUCCAUGCAAUGUCUUUCCUGAUCCACGACUGCAGUGUGCAGCGCUAUCUGUUUCAUCCACAUUUGUGCUUGAGCUGCCUGAAGAUGAUCUCAAAAGUGAACAACAAAAAGAUCCUGUACUGUCAGAAGUCAUUGGCUGGAAAGCUAGGGGUCGGAAACCACCCUACUGGCGUAUGAAAAGGUGCCCACCUCAGGAAAAAGUGCUAUGGCAUGAGUACUCUAGACUUACCUUUCACAAUGGCUUACUCUGUCGUAAAGCUUUCAACCCGUCCCAAAAGUCAGUGUUGCAUCAGUUGGUUGUUCCUGAGUCUUUAAAAGACACUGUCCUACAGCUGCUGCACGGCAACCCAGUGUCCGGUCACCUAUCAGCAGAUAAGGUCCUGAAACGUGCUCAGCAGCUAUAUUACUGGCCAUUCAUGUCACGUGACAUCAAAAUAUGGUGUACGCAAUGCACUCCAUGUGAUGCCAGACGGAAUCCCACACCUCAUCACAGAGCUCCAAUGAAAACAAUUGUUGCUGCGGAGCCAUUUCAAAAGGUGGCAGCUGACAUACUUGAACUCCCCAUCACGAGUCGUGGCAACAGGUAUGUGCUCGUUGUUCAAGACUAUUUCUCGAAAUAUGUCAAUCUCUAUGCUAUCCCAGACCAACGUGCCACAACAGUUGCAAAAUGCCUGUUUGACAACUUCAUCUGUCAGCACGGCAUCCCUGAAAUGCUGCACACAGACCAAGGCCAUCAAUUUGAAUCUGACCUGGUGAAACACCUGUGUCAGCUGCUAGGCAUCCAGAAGACACGGACCAGCCCAUAUCACCCUCAAUGUGAUGGAAUGGUCGAGAGGUUCAACCGAACACUUAUUGACCAGUUAGCUAAGUUACUCCUUCAGCAGCCUGGCGAAUGGGAUGACUGCCUCAAUCAAGUUGCUUUGGCUUACAACACCAGUCCUCACUCUACCACGGGGUUUACGCCAUUCUUUCUCACACAUGGACAUGAGGCACGGAUGCCUGCUAAUAUGCUGUUGCCUACCAACAUGCCAGCAUCAUCUACUUCUGCUUCUCCUGCUGACUACGUCACCCAGUUGACUCAGAGACUUCAGUCUGCCUUCAGCACUGCUGCAUGGAACAGGGAUUGUGCCCACAACCAGCAGAAACAACUGUACGAUAGGGGCAUCAAACACACUCCUUAUGAUCCGGGUGACUUGGUGUGGUUAAAUGACCCCACUACAGCAAAGCAGAAACUUGCUCCACAUUGGAAGGGCCCCUUUGAGAUAUUGGAGUGCCUUGGAACAGAUGGAGAAAACCCUGGUGUCACGUACAGGAUUCAUUACCUCCUGGACCAAUCAGACAAGACUCAAAUUGUUCACUACAAUCGUCUCAGGCCUUACAAUGCACCUGUCCCUAAAGGUGGAACCAACUCGCCUGCUGGUGACAUACCUGGACAGCCCCAGAUUCCACAAUUGACUGCAUUAUCAGGUGCUUUGCCCUUCACAGCUUCAAAAUCUGCAGCUAAAGGGAGCUGGAAUAUUCAGGGCCGCAGCCCUGCAACCUCAUCAGACCCUCAGAGAGAUUCCAAACCAUCUAGUGAACCCUCACGUUACACAUCUAUAAAAUGAUCCGGGUUUCAAGAGCCAAGUCAGCUGCCAAUAGGAACGAAGAAGUGUUGACACCUGCACGCACAUCAACGGUAGGUUAUGGGUUUGUUGGUAGUUAGAACUAGAGGUGUAAUGUUAAUGUAUUUAUG